Messenger RNA from Ipomoea nil (Japanese morning glory), 1021 nucleotides. RefSeq names its product disease resistance protein RPP8-like. The transcript is spliced from 3 exons. The coding region runs from base 69 to 989 and encodes 306 amino acids. Gene Ontology annotation, biological process: defense response to fungus. The record is from RefSeq and is a predicted model, not a curated record. NCBI's taxonomy places the organism in Eukaryota, Viridiplantae, Streptophyta, Magnoliopsida, Solanales, Convolvulaceae. Gene Ontology annotation, molecular function: ADP binding.
AUAGUCUUUGACAGAGUGAUAGUGGGAGGUGUAAAGCAGGCAAUUACAACCAGUAUGAGGUAAAGGACAUGACCUCACACAUCAAAACGUUUACCGAGAAACUGGUGGAAGCUUGCAAGAAUCCGAAGGCCAAUGAAGACCGUGUUUUGAGAUUAAUAUUGAUAAAAUUUCGAACACUUGUGAAUGAAGCCAAUGAUGCGGUUGCCACCUACUUUGCACUGGAGAAGAAUAAUGGAGAGAAUGUCUGGGCAAUAUCUUUCGAUAAGAUUCUAUUUCGUGGAAAGCUCAAUAUGUAUGCCACUGAGAUUCAAUCUAUUAGCGCAAAGGUGAAGACGAUUGGCAAAGACCAUGGAAAAGAUCUCACAUACCUCCUGGAGUACAAACCGCCCCCCGCCAAGGCUGAAAAUAACAUAGUGGGCUUUAAUGAUGAUUUGAGAACCAUAAAAACUCGAUUAGUGGAAGAAUCCAAAGAUUUCUUUGUCAUCCCAAUUGUGGGGAAUGCUGGGUCUGGAAAAACUACAUUUGCCUUAAAGAUAUUUGAAGACUUGGAAAUCAAGAAAUAUUUCACUCAUUGCGUUUGGAUUCAUAUUUCACGAGGGUUUCAUAGAAAGCAAAAAUUCAUUGACAUUCUACAUCAAAUUUCCAAGCAAACAGUAGACUUUAGCACGGCUUCAGAAGAUGUGUUGGAAGCUAAAAUAAAGAAAUUAUUAGAGGAUGAAAGAUACUUGAUUGUAUUGGACAGUGUGCGGGAAAAAGAGGACUGGGAUUCUUUAAAAGAUGCAUUCCCUAAAAAUUUGAGAGGGAGUAGAGUCCUGGUAACCACCCGGAACGACAAUGCAGUGGAUUCCACCUGGAAAUCUCAUAGUUUAGGAAAGUUAAACAAUGAUGAUGGUUGGUUGCUAAUAAAAAAAAAUGUUUUUGGUACAGAGGGAAGCCGUGACACAGUAUUUGAAGAGGUUGGCAACGAUUGGCUGAUAAUCCGCUUCUAGACAUUAAUGGAGAAGGUCAAAGCUACCAUGAG